AUGGGCAGGUUUAGCAAUAUAAUAACAUCCAAUAAAUGGGAUGAGAAACAUGACAACUUUGAGGACCAGAGCAUACGGGAGUUACCGGAGAACCAGAUAGAACAUGAGAUGGAGGUGAUAGAUAUAAAUAACAAGUCGACACUAUACUCUAUUGACGAGAAACAGUACAAUUUAAAGAAAAAACAUGGUUUACAAGACGACGCAAUCGCCGAUGUAAACUCAACAACCAACUCCUUGACUAGGACGCAAAUUGUUUCUCACGAAGCAGGUGCUGACGAGGAGGACGAGGAAGAAGCUCACUAUGAAGACAAACAUGUCAAGAGAGCCUUGAAGCAAAGACAUAUAGGUAUGAUUGCAUUAGGUGGUACUAUUGGUACUGGUCUUUUCGUUGGUAUUUCCACGCCCUUGAGUAAUGCGGGCCCUGUGGGGUCCUUAAUCGCGUAUAUAUUUAUGGGUACAGUGAUCUACUUCAUCACUCAAUCACUUGGUGAAAUGGCCACGUUCAUCCCCGUAACGUCAUCUAUCACUGUCUUCUCGAAAAGGUUCUUAUCACCUGCAUUUGGUGUUUCCAAUGGUUAUAUGUACUGGUUCAACUGGGCUAUCACUUAUGCCGUGGAAGUCUCUGUUAUUGGCCAAGUCAUUCAAUAUUGGACGGAUAAAGUCCCUUUGGCGGCUUGGAUCGCGAUAUUUUGGGUUCUUAUUACUUUAAUGAAUUUCUUUCCCGUGAAAGUUUACGGUGAAUUUGAGUUCUGGGUGGCAUCGGUUAAGGUUUUAGCCAUUGUGGGUUAUUUGAUAUACGCCUUGGUUAUUGUUUGUGGUGGGUCUCACCAAGGACCCAUCGGUUUUAGAUACUGGAGGAACCCAGGUGCCUGGGGACCGGGCAUCAUCUCUAAAAACAAGAGUGAAGGCCGUUUCCUCGGUUGGGUUUCGUCCUUGAUCAAUGCUGCAUUCACGUAUCAGGGCACUGAACUGGUUGGUAUCACCGCCGGUGAAGCCGCUAAUCCAAGGAAGACAGUCCCAAGAGCUAUCAACAAAGUUGUCUUUAGGAUCGUGAUCUUUUACAUCAUGUCCUUGUUCUUUAUUGGCUUGCUAGUUCCAUACAAUGAGCCCCGUUUAUCUCCUAGUUCCGCUGUCAUUGCAUCAUCGCCUUUUGUCAUUUCUAUUCAAAAUGCCGGUACUUAUGCUCUUCCAGACAUUUUCAACGCUGUGGUCUUGAUUACUGUUAUAUCUGCUGCCAAUUCUAACGUGUACGUUGGUUCUCGUGUCCUGUACUCUCUCGCUCAAAGCGGCAACGCACCAAAGCAAUUUGGAUACGUCACUAAGCAGGGUGUUCCAUACAUGGGCGUCCUCUCAACAGCUGCAUUGGGUCUUUUAGCCUUUUUGGUCGUCAACAACAAUGCCAAUACCGCAUUCAACUGGCUAAUUAGCAUUUCCACUUUGGCAGGGCUAUGUGCAUGGUUGUUCAUUUCUUUGGCCCACAUCAGGUUCAUGCAAGCAUUGAAGCAACGUGGUAUUUCUCGUGAUGAUUUGCCCUUCAAGGCUAAACUAAUGCCUUAUGGGGCCUACUAUGCUUCUUUUUUUGUCACCAUCAUCAUAUUCAUUCAAGGGUUUCAAGCAUUCUGUCCGUUCAGUGUUUCCGAGUUUUUUACAUCUUAUAUUUCCUUGAUACUUUUGGCCGUUGUAUUCAUUAGUUGUCAAUUGUACUACAAAUGUAGAUUUAUUUGGAAACUAGAAGAUAUUGACAUCGAUUCUGACAGAAGAGAAAUCGAAGCCAUUAUCUGGGAAGAUGAUGAGCCAAAGAAUUUAUGGGAGAAGUUUUGGGCAGCUGUUGCAUAG
Messenger RNA from Saccharomyces mikatae IFO 1815, 1836 nucleotides. RefSeq names its product lysine permease (gene LYP1). The transcript has a single exon. Lineage: Eukaryota; Fungi; Ascomycota; Saccharomycetes; Saccharomycetales; Saccharomycetaceae. Gene Ontology annotation, cellular component: membrane. The record is from RefSeq and is a predicted model, not a curated record. Gene Ontology annotation, biological process: amino acid transmembrane transport. The coding region runs from base 1 to 1836 and encodes 611 amino acids. Gene Ontology annotation, molecular function: amino acid transmembrane transporter activity.